GAUAAAGACCUCCUUCCGUCACUCCACAAAGCCAUCCUCUCUCUCUUUCGCUCUCUAAGAAAAAUGGCCCUAAACAACAUUAUUCGCAGAGCAGCUUCGCGAGUUGUACCUCUGGCAUUCAGGGCUUCCGCCGCCAGUCAGAGGUACCUUCACCACCACGGCGCAGCCUGCCCCUGUUGUGCCGCCGUCACCCAACCCUCGCGCAAUUUACUCCCUAGGGUAUUUCCUUCGGUAGCCCACCACUACUCCACCAAGCCUAAAUCGGAUGAAUCGCUCGCCCGAGUUAUCAAAUCCGAGAUUGAAUGUGCUCUCGAGACCCAGGAAGAAGACGAGGUGGAGGUUCCUGAAGGCUUCCCCUUUAAAAUUGAAGACCAUCCUGGACAGCAGACCAUAACACUGCUCCGAGACUACAACGGAGAAAGCAUUACUGUCGAAGUCCACAUGCCUGACAUCAGUGCGGAGGAUGAGAAUGAGAAAGAUGACGAUGAAGAGCAAGAUGAUGAGCAGGGAAGUCAGUCUUGUAUCCCAUUGGUUGUCAGAGUCUCCAAGCAAAAUGGGCCGAGCUUAGAGUUUACUUGCACUGCUUAUGCUGAUGAGAUUGCCAUUGAUAGCCUGAGCAUCAAGGAUCCCAACACUUCCGAGGAGCAAGUAGCCUAUGAAGGACCUGAUUUUGGGGAUUUGGAUGAGAAUCUGCAGAAAUCCUUCCACAAGUUUCUUGAAAUCAGAGGAAUCAAGCCGAGCACGACAAAUUUCUUGCACGAGUACAUGAUUAACAAGGACAGCAGGGAGUACGUCGCGUGGCUGGAGAAUCUUCAGAAGUUUGUUGAGGCUUAAGCUUCACAGAUGGGGAUUCUACUUUCAUCUGAUUUGGUCCUAUUAAUUUUGCCUAUGAACUCAUUAUGAUUUGCCAGAACUACAUAUAUUUGGCAUAUUGGGAUUUAUGUUUUUUAUGAAGUGAUAUUUGCUGAACGCAUUUGGCAUAUUAGCCUGAAUGGAAAUUGCUGAUUCAGUUUUAGUAA
Molecule: messenger RNA, 1019 nt
Organism: Salvia splendens (bonfire salvia)
Lineage: Eukaryota; Viridiplantae; Streptophyta; Magnoliopsida; Lamiales; Lamiaceae
Exons: 3
Coding region: 64-834 (256 amino acids)
Cellular component (GO): mitochondrial matrix
Source: RefSeq, a predicted model, not a curated record